This is a messenger RNA of Lepisosteus oculatus (spotted gar), 10377 nucleotides long. RefSeq names its product spermatid perinuclear RNA binding protein (gene strbp). NCBI's taxonomy places the organism in Eukaryota, Metazoa, Chordata, Actinopteri, Semionotiformes, Lepisosteidae. The record is from RefSeq and is a predicted model, not a curated record. Gene Ontology annotation, cellular component: precatalytic spliceosome. Gene Ontology annotation, molecular function: single-stranded RNA binding; double-stranded RNA binding.
CGCCCGCAGGUUUCCUGCCAGAUGGUGUCCGCGAAGAGGCCGGCAGGCGGCUCACACAGCAACCCGAGCGGACGCGGACGCGGACGCGAGUGGAUGCAUCGUUAUUCAAACUUUUACCCCACCACCUCUUCCUCCUCCUCCUCCUCCUCUCCCCGGUUUAUACCCGAUUUCCAGCCCCACUUUUGAGCCGCGCUCCCCGCGAAGCUAUCGAGAAGCUGUAGUCUUCCGGGACGUUGCUAGCUGCUGUACAGGAAGGAUCUGGAAGGACAGUAGCCAGCGAGGAGGUAAGGAAAGUCUCGCAGAGCUGAGUGGCUUGGCGAUUCGGUCCCUACCGGAGAAGCUUCCAAGCAGGUGUCUGCAGUCAAGGUGGCGUGCAGGAAGAUCCGUGCCGGGCCUGCUCCUUUGCUGUUUGAACAUCCCAGCCGGCGGGGGAGAUCGGAGGGGAGCUUAUGAAGGAGUUGCGUCCGGGGGAGCAGCGCCCAGCGAAGACCACUCGGAGCCAGCCGCGGAGACCCGAGGGCGAGGAGGAAGAGGAGGCCGAAGGCAGGCUGCCGCAGCCCAGCGCACAAACAUGAGAUCCAUCCGGUCGUUCGCCAACGAUGACCGCCACGUCAUGGCCAAGCACUCCACGAUCUACCCCUCGUCCGAGGAGCUGGAGGCCGUGCAGAACCUGGUGUCCACGGUGGAGUGCGCGCUCAAACACGUCUCCGACUGGCUGGACGAGGGCGACCAGGCGGCCAAGGAGACCGGGGCGGCCGUCAAGAAGGACGAAGCCACAGAGAACGACCCGAAGGAACAGAACGCUGGGAUCCUGUGUGGCGUCAUGAGAAUUGGACUAGUUGCUAAGGGUUUACUGAUAAAGGAUGAUAUGGACCUGGAGCUGGUGCUCAUGUGCAGGGAGAAGCCCACUGAGACCUUAUUAUGUACAGUCUGCGACAACCUUCCUCUACAGAUCCAGAAACUCACAGAAGACCACUACGAAGUCCGGAAGUGCGCGGAGGAAGCCGCGAUAUUGGUCUGCAACACAAAAGAGCCCAAGCUAACCCUGAAGGUGAUUCUCACCUCCCUCCAGAUGAGGGACGACCUGGAGAAGAGAGCCGAAGUCGAAAAUGUGGCCAUGAAAGAUCCUCUGGACUUACUGGACAGGCAGAAAUGUCUUAAGGCCUUGGCGUCUCUGCGACAUGCCAAAUGGUUUCAGGCAAGAGUUAACGGCUUAAAGUCGUGUGUAAUAGUCCUUCGUAUUCUGCGUGAUUUGUGCAGCAGAGUACCAGCCUGGGAGCCAUUGAAAGGAUGGCCCCUUGAGCUGAUCUGUGAAAAGGCCAUAGCAACGUGCAACAGGCCACUGGGAGCUGGGGAAGCCCUUCGUCGUGUGAUGGAGUGUCUGGCCUCUGGAAUUCUGCUCCCAGGUGGACCAGGUUUACAUGACCCGUGUGAAAAAGAACCCACAAAUACGCUAUCUAAUAUGACAGAGCAGCAGGGAGAAGACAUCACGCACAGCGCUCAGCACGCACUACGGCUUUUAGCCUUUGGACAGAUUUAUAAGGUACUAGACAUGGAUCCACUUCCUUCAAGUAAACCUUCCCAGAAAUAUUCUUGGUCAGACAAAGAAGGAACGGGGCUGAAACGGCCGUAUGAAGACGGGCCGCUGGACGACAAGGACCUGAUUAAAAAGAUGAAACGCAACUUGAGAAAAAUUCUUGACAGCAAAGCAAUAGACACCAACCAACCCAUGAAUGCGCUAAUGCGACUCAACCAGAUCCGGCCCGGUCUGCAGUACAAGCUCUUGUCCCAGUCGGGGCCUGUUCACGCGCCGGUCUUCACAAUGUCCGUCGACGUGGACGGCACGGUAUACGAAGCCUCGGGGUCGUCGAAGAAGACGGCGAAACUCCAUGUAGCAGUGAAGGUCCUGCAGGCAAUGGGAUACCCGACUGGUUUUGACACCGAUCUGGACUCAAUGAGCGCAGACGAAAAAUCAGAUGGCGAAGGAAAGAUGGAGACGGCGUCUACAAACUCAAGCAAUAAUACAACCAGUUCCACCACCGACGGCUCCAACACACUGGAGGUACGAACUCAGGGUCCUAUUCUUACUGCCAGUGGCAAAAAUCCUGUCAUGGAACUGAAUGAGAAAAGGCGCGGUCUGAAAUACGAGCUCAUAUCGGAGAGUGGGGGCAGUCAUGACAAGCGCUUCGUCAUGGAGGUGGAGGUGGACGGACAGAAGUUCAGGGGAGCAGGGCCCAAUAAGAAGGUGGCCAAGGCCAGCGCCGCACUGGCUGCCCUCGAGAAACUGUUUUCAGGGCCCAACGCAGCAGGCAGCAAGAAAAAGAAGAUUAUUCCCCAGACUAAAGGGGCGGUAGCGGCUGGGGCGUCGGUCGCUGCCCAGGCGGCGAGGGGGCGAGGCCGAGGAGCGCUGGCCAGGGGGGCGUUCGUGAGCGCGGCUGCCGCUCCAGGAUACAUCACCCCAGGUUACGGGACGCCAUAUGGUUACAGUGCAGCAGCAGCCACCCCAGCUUACGGUGGUUUUUUCAUUGACAAUCCCUUUUACCAGCCCCGGACCAUCGCACCCUUUAUUAUUCACUUGGGUCCUCAAGAUUUCUUCUCUGACUUCUAGAACCAUCAGGUUGUGUGGCUCAAAACCCACUUUUUUUUUACCACUUCUCUCGUCAGUCUGGAGCUAGGAAUAAAAAAAAAAACAGAAAUAAAAGGCAAAACAAAACAAAAUCAACAGGUCACUAAACUGACAGGAAUGUACAAAACAUCUCAACCUUGUCUCAUUUUCCAUAGAGUGCAUAUCCCAUGAAGGAAAAGCAAUACUUAAUUUGACUUUCAGCUUGACUUAAGGCUGAAUCUUCUCUUUAUUAUAUAGCAAUACACCUGAAUUUAGCUCAAGCUUACUUGAAACAAUGUGAAUGUUUAAUUGAAGUCUGACCUGGCAGAGCACUGCAAUAUUUAAUUUAACUUGUAUAUUCACUAAUGUGUGCGUGUAUGUGUGAUUGUUAUGCUUACACAUAUGUAUAUUUCUAUAUAUGUAUGUAUUCUGUUUCAGUCCUGCAGAAUUAUAAGUAACCAUAAUCCUAGGGUAUAGCUUUCAACUCAAAUUUUAUAUAAGCAAUUUAAAAUCUAAGUCAUUUGCUAUGGUACCAUCAUUUUUGUAAGACUUCAUUUGAUUAACUUAUGUGUAGAAGUCUGAUUUUUUAAUAUAGUUGAGCGCCAUAUUGUUUUAUUUGCCUUCGGUAAUGUAUGCAGGUAUCUGAUCCUACAGAAAUAAUUUCUGUGCACAGUUCCCCUAGGACUUCCAGAUGCAUUUGGUUCAGGGCAAAGUGUAUCAAUGCACAAUUAAGCAAACCUUUAAGCAAACACUUAUUAGACCACAUUAAUGUACAUGCAAAGCACAUUUUGCAGUAAAGCCUCUUCUCUUUAAUGAAGGACGUUACAGAUGGUACUUCCACAGCUCAUUCUGUGUGUGUUCAGAUUUUUGUAAUUACAAAGUGGUAUGCACAGCAAAUGCACUAGUUUAUUUUUAGUGGAUGUGAGCUAAUAUACCGACAUCUUCAUUAUGUGUCCUGAAGGGGCCCGGUUACACAGGUGAUAUUUGGCUCUUGAACAGUUCUGCAUUUGGAAGCCUUUGCCCUUCCAAUAGAAUGAAACCUAUUAGUGUCUCAUAGCUGACAAAUUUAGAAUAAUACUGGCUUCUCAGUCUUGCUCAUCCAUCACAUUAUUACUUGUCACUACAAUGUGUAAUUUCAUAAUUCUUCAUAACAGUGCAGCGCUGUGCAUGCCACUGACAUAUUGGUACAGGACCAUAGCAAAGCUGUGAAAUUGCUCUUGUUUUUCCACAGUGCAACAAAAUAACAUUAAGGUGCAGCCAGAUUUGACAAUUAACAUAAAAGCAACAACGUUCAUUUCCAGAAGGAAUGUUUUAUGCAUUACUUGUUUGGUCAACGUUCUGUUCAUUGUAUUCUAGAAUGAGCAGAAAAGAUGCUUUCGUUUGCUUUUUGGUAAACGUUUCAUUUUGCACGCGUGAGCCUUCAGCGGCUGAUCGUGCAAAAUUCGCUUUUCGUGUUUUUAUUUGACUGCUCUGUCAAUCGUAGUAAGGCGCCGUAGGAGCCUGAAAGCAACUGAAGUUUGAAUCGGUCCCUGCAAAGGUAUCCUGGGAACUUUUUAAUUAAGGCUGUCUUCUCUGUGCGUUAAUUUCCUGGCUAAAUUAAGUUAAAGUAUGUGAAAUAGAUAUAUUUGUGAAGUCUUCCGAGUAUCCCAAAGCAAAUGCUGUUUUUAUAACUAGUCACUUUAAGAAUUAGAAUGUUCUAUUCUGCUGUCGUCUGAAGAAUGUACAAUGUGUUCUUUUUUUUUUCUUGAGUUCCAAGUGAAUUUGAACCCUGUGCUUGUCCAUGCCCUCAUACUGUUUUUUAGCCUAAAGAGUGAAAACAUUUUAGGGUUGGCAUGUUUCAUCCCAUGAAAUGAAAGCCUAGGUGCUGGUAGGUCGAGGUGCUGUUUUGAUAGCAGUGUCAUCACCUACUUGCCUUAGCUGGUCUGAUCUAGGAAACCAAGCAAGACUGGGUCUGGUCACUAUUGGCUGGAAGACCUCUAAGAAAAGCCUGGUUUCUGCUAUAAAUUAUAACGGCGGACCAGUAGGAGGUGCUCUUCUUGUAGUGAGGUGUGAGGAAGUAGGACACUUUGCUGCAGGAGGUACUGUCCUGCAGAUGACUGAGAUCUUUAUUAACUUAAAUAUUAAACACUCUGGGCUUGAAGCCAUUUCUCAUACCAUUCUGCCUGAUCUGCUGUGUAGUGAUUCUUCACUUCUUUGGUGGAUGAAUUGAGUCCCCUCCUACCUAAAUUGAGAUCCAUUGGGAUGAAAAUAUAGGAAUAUAAUGGUUAAUAAUUGGAAUCAUUUUCCAAUAAUAAACAAUUAGGAAAAUAAUUGUAAACAGACAGCUGGGAAGAAUCCAAAGCUACUGUAUAUUUAAGAUGCAGACAGAUAUGCUGAACGUCAGUCAGAAGAAAAGGGGUUUUGCAAUAUAGUAUCUACUUUAAAAGUAGAGGUUAGAGUUGGGACUCAUUAAUGUUGGAACAAGUCAUGUUUUUUGUUUGCAAAUGAGGCAAACCUCUCCAUUUUUUUUGCAUUCCCACCCUCAUGCUAUUUUACAAGCAAUUAAAGGGCCUCUAUUUUGAGAGAGCUUUUCUCCAUCUUGAAAUGUUUCCAAUCUGACAACGUGAUUUUUUUUUACAAGGUAAGAACUCUCUCCUGCCAGAAACAUAUAUAAAAUGAAGAGCAUUCUAAUUUCCAAACCCACCUUGGUGAUGUUUCUUUCGUGUUGCAGCCUAGUCUUCAUACCUUACAACAUGACUUCAGUGCAACCCUUCAAAUCUUCUCCAUAACAGAAUUGUGCUAUAAUUCAUAGCUGAUUGAUCAUUAGGGUUAGGUAUAGCAAUUUAAAGAGCACGUAGCAUCAAUAAUAUUUUAAGUCGAAUAAUUUCAUUCUUGCAACUCUUCAUUUUUGAAUUCAUGAGGAAUAUACUAGUAAUAAUGCCAUUUAUGUGCAAAAAAUACUUCAGCAGAACGUCCUCUGUUGCAUGUUCUUUUUAUUUCGUAUGAUAGUCACACAGCAAAACAUGUAUUUAUUCUUGAAGAACACAAAGAAGCUGCAAAGAGGAGGGGGCCCCUCAAAUAUUGUACCUUAUUUUGUUGAUACUAGUUGAUCCAAGGAUCGUCCUAUGAAUUAUUCAUUUAUCAUAUUCUCAGCUUUGACAAUAUGUCUAGGCAGCUUCCCCCAAACCCCCAUGACCAUUUGUACAAAACAGUGCCUCCUGUUACCGGUUUUAAAUGCACUUUUCUGUAUUUUUUACUUAACGCAUUGCAUUCAUCCAAAAACCUAACAGCACAAUUUGUGAAAAUGUCAUUUUUGCUCUAUCCCGAUUUGAGAGCAAAAAAGUAUUUUUUUUUAACUUUCCCCUGUCUGGAUUUUGACUCUUCGUGUCAUUGUCCCCUCCUGCUGAGUGUCCACUGCUGUUCUGUAAUGUCCGUUUUACAGGCGCAAAUGAGCAUGAAAUCGUACACCACUCCAUGAUAAAGAGUGGAAUUGAAGAAAAUCUUAUAUUGCUGGAAUUUCUUGUUUCUCUAGUUCUCAGUUGCUGGCUGUCCUAUUCCCCCUUCCACAGGUGAUCUGGCAUGCUCAUGAAGGAUUCAGGUAAAAAAAUAGCACCCAGAAAAUAUGUAUCCAAGCUGCCCAAGUCCUUAGAGUUGAGUUUAAUUGGGGUCCUUUAAAGAUCAGUAACAUUUUAGAGAUUUGUGAUAGUGACCACACGAAGCAUUCGCCUUUUGUUUCAUUGCCAUUGGGGUUUUUGAGAAAAGUUUCCUGAAGUACUUUCCUUUUUUUGCUAGCCAAAUAAGUAGAAGAAAAAAAAACACACCAGCCCCCUCAGAAGACACACUGUAGUGCUGUGCCGUACAAUAAGAAACCUGUUUAAAACGCAGAUCCUUGACGACCUUGGAAAAAAAUGUGGGGUGUGCCUUUCCAUAGACGGAUUUCAUUAACGGAACCCUGCCGGUGUCCCAGCGUCUUGCCCAUUGUGUUCCUAGUCAUCGUUAGCCGUGUCCAACAAAGUACUCCAGUCACUCAUAUUUUUGAAAGAAACUGAAAUUCUACCUCCCAAUAAAUACGUGCAAGCCAUAGUCCAAGCCACCCAGAAGCCUCCCUGAGAUGCGUGUGCAUUUGAGCUGUAAACUUCACAUGCAUAAUUCCAGGGUUUGAAAGAAAUCUUUCUGUGUCGAGUUUUGGAGCACAAUUGUGUAGCAGGAUGAGCUAAGAAGAUGGCAAAACACAAGCGAUGCUUGCCAAGCUACCAGUACGGUAGUAGCGUCUCCUCUUGGUGAAAUUGUGGAGCUGCCCGAUGCGACGUUUGGAAAUGUAAUUGGCCUUUUUUUUUUAUAAAUGUAUAACCUUCAUGCUGUGAAGCCCCAAACUUCUCCGCCUUCCAAUUUGAUUCUAGCACUAUUAAUAACCUCACAAGCUCUCUCAGACUAAAACCUGCUACUAAUGAAAGGUAAUUGAAUUUAAAAGUAUAAGGAAUCUCAGGUUCACAGUGUUAGACAAGAAAGUAAUCAGAUCAGUGGGAGCUCGUGCUCUCUAGCGUGUUUUUGCUGCGUUGUUUUUUUUCCCUCCUGCAAAUUGUCUGAGUUGUCUUGUAGUGAAACAGAAAUGUGGUAUAAAGAUUCAAGUGCUUAACUGCUUUUCUGAAUCGGUUUCAGGUUCUGCACUGGGUACUUUUAGUUAACUGUCCAUAUCGGGCUUAACUUUACCCAAAAACAAAGGUAAGGAUAGUUUCUGUGAGUUCAACUUUUGUUAUCUCCUCCCCUCUUUUCCCACCAACUCCGUGGAUUUUAUUAUGUUAUGGUUGUUGGAAGUUUGCACUUCAGAUAUUAGAAAUGCUACCAAAAAGAGCUGCCCAAGAGAUACUUUAUUCUAGUCCGACACCAAAACACACAAAAAAAAAUAGCAAUAAAAAGACAUCCCACAUUUACGAUAUUCUGUACGGUACUUUGUGUGACAUACAGAUAACCCCUUCAUGCUUUGUUUUAUAUUGAAAUAAUUGAUUUAUAAUAGGAUGAUGAAAAGAUUUUACAGAAGGUAGUUGGGGACUUUGGCCUGCUCUUCUUCUGCUUGCGACGUUCUGAACUAUGUAAAUAAACCUGUAUUCAGCCUAGCACCUUUUAUUUAAAAACACAGAGGCAGCUCUUGUCAUAAGUGGCAGUUUAAGGCUGCUGGCUGAACAGUCUUUUCUAGAGAUCUUGCCAGAUAAAUAGCUACGCUGUCGCACAUAAAUAGGUGCUGCCUUAAGGAUGCAAAGAAAUGCAGUUUAGAAUUGCAGUUGUUUGCAUACAAGCUCGUAGUGUUCUGUUGUAGUCAGGGGCUGUAUUGUAGAAUAUAGGUUGUCCAAAUAGCCAGAUAACAGUGAAUGUUUAAAUGUCACUUUGUACAUAUGAAGCUAACCUGGUUUUCAGUUUUGUUUUGCAUAUUAAGAUGGACUAAAUGUUUGUUUUUUUAAAACGAGCAGCAUCUGAAUUUUUUUUUUAAUACUGUUCUAAUCAAUCUGUCAUAAGAGCAAUGAAGGGGGUGUUUCACAUGAUUUCUAUGUUUACAUUAAGGCACGUGCAAAAGAAUUGCAGAUUCAGUGCAUCCUUUUUAUUUUUUACCAUAAAUUAUAAAGGCGUGUUUGACAAAGAUAUUUAAACCAGCAAUAUCACUAGAGGCAUUUGCUUUUAAGCUUAUGAAAAAUAAAAUGUACAAAUGUCACAUUAAUUAAUAAUUACAUAUGGUGACAUGAAAGUUCUUUGUGUGCAUCAGAAGAACAUAUGUUUCAUAGCUGCACAUCAGUUAGACAUCUAAUCAGUCUGGCACUUAGACAUCUUAACCUAUCACUUUGUUUCCUUCUAUUUCCUAACAAUACUGGAAGCACAAGUUACAUUAGCAAUAUAUUACUCAGGGUGCAAGAUAAAAGUCACCAAUCAGAAUCAGGCCUUUACUAAUUUUCCCUGCAAUACAGUUGAUCAGUCAAUAGGUUAAUUUACACAUGCAUGCAGAUUCUGGCUGAUUCCAUUAUGUAUAUACUGUAGCUAGACGAGAAUUGGAAUUUAUAUAAAUAUAAGGAAAAAACACAAAGUUUGUUUUUGUCUGAAGUUAAGAAGAAAACAGUUGUAAAAUGCAUGUCUUUGUGUGAAACCAUUUGUUGCAUAUGGAAAAGGAGGAUAGUUGAUCUUCUAUGCAUCCACUGCAUCUGAAGCUGCAUGUGUGCAUAGACAGUUGUAAAAGGCCUUUGUGCCAGACAACUCAUAGUGAAUACAGACGUUGAUUCCUGAAGUUUUCUCAGUGCUUGUUUACCUUACUGUAGUGUAUUUGUUGUGCCAGUGUGCUGUAUUUCUUCACCCCACUGUCGGAUUCAAAGUCAAGGCCACAACACGACAAGGCCAAAAACGAGCUUUUCCAACUUAAUUUUGAAUAGAAACCAAAGGAUAAACAUUUUAGUUCAGGGUUUUAAUGGGGCAUUAAUAUGUAAGUAGCUUGCCAUCAACAGUGACUUAUGCAUAGUUCUAAGUAUGCUGACAGUUUCAUUUUAAGGAGUUGUCUGUGCAGCAGAAUUAAUCACUUCUUAAUUGUUGUUUCUUGUCUCCCUAAUUUUCAUUGUCACACCCCCCCCCCCAGAUAUAACUUCUGUUUUCUGCACAGGCUUUUCUUUCAGUCCCAAUAUUACUUCCUUAUUGUUGUCAAAGUAAACCCGUAAGCGCUGAUGGUUGCACGCUCAGUAAAAAAAUGCCCAUGUGUUUUAAUAAUUAAAACCUACCCAGCAAUGUAAUUACAUCCUAGCAAAACACAAAAGGCCUGCAAGAUUGAAAACACAUUUCCUUGCACAACCCAUCUUUGAAAAGACAAGCUAGAAAAGGCUUGUUUCUUCUUUUUCCUGUCCAGAAAUGACAACUAACAGCCAUAUUAUCUUGGUGCUUUUCACUUUAAAAUGUCUAAUGCAGCCAAUAGCUUCCUACUGUCUAUUGUUGGUGGUUUUAUCCCUUUCAGUCUUUCUUGUGAUUUAAAUACCCCUUUGCUGUGAAAAACGUGUAGGCCAGUAAUCUUAAGAAGUAUGUGCGGCAAAGAUGAUGAAGCUGGAAAUUCGAUUGGUGUGUCCAGAACUGGAGAUCUGAAAAUAGAAAUGGAUCCAGUUUCGGACUGAGUAAAGUGCACCUAAUUAAGUGCUGAACUAUGAAUAUUAUACAUGUCUUUCCCACGUGCUGCACGGAGUAAAUUUGGACGCUAGCUUAUGAUCCAAGCUUGCUGUUUUUGAAUGUACAUUGUACUAGAAGAAUCUAUGAAUAUAAAAGCGCUACAUGCAUUUUUUUAUUUUUUAUAUAUAUAUAAAGCUUUUUACUACUUGUAUAACUAUACUGGGCUUUGAAGUCCAUUCUUGUUUACAUUUUAUUUCCCUUAUUUAAAGUUUUUCGCAACAGUGGAGUCUUAUGUUUGAGAAGUUGAUUCAUUUUGCAGUGGUGCGGAUCUACCUGUAAAUAUAUUCUUUUCACAGUUCUAAGGUAAAGUCAAUAAAAAGGGACAGAUCUGGUUUACCUGUCUUGCUUUUUGACAUGUUUGGGGGAGGGGAGUAAUACAAAAAAAGUUUCUUCUAGAAUUUAGUUUUUAAAAUGUAAAAUGGUGAUUGUACGCAAAUGCUAUGACUGAAAUGUGCUUUAGGCAGAGCUGUUUUAAAAAAAGUAGAUAUGUUUGCUAGUUCUGUGUUGCAAAAUUAUAAGUCGCUGAAAGCCACAUUGGCAACCUGCUGUUUGUCACUGUAUCUGCCAUAAUUUAUGCUUGAACAAUAAAAGUACUGAAUCUCUUGAAA